AUGGCAACUCUUUUAGCCGCUCUUCCAGUUGGUUUCUCAGCUCCCUCAGCUUCACUUAGUCUAGGAAGCUCACUUCCACAAUGUGCAGCUGACCUCACAUCCUGUAGUUUUCCCACUUUAUUAUCACUUAACAACAUGGUUUACUUUGCUGGAUGGCUUGUAAUAAGGUUUGUCAAAUAUCACACAUGUCAAAACGUGGCUCAGCAAUGUAAAUUACAAAUCAAGAAUGCCACUUUUUCUGAUGACAGCCAAGUGUUGUUGUAUUUGAGUGUGAAAGGAACGGCUGAAGGAGACUUUGGAAGCCUCUCGGUCCCCUCACCUUGCUUUGUUUCUUUCGUUCAAUCUUGUGAGAAGGUUUUUGUGUCGUCAGUUGACAGUCUUGUUUUGAAAGAAGGCGUUGGAAAGACGUUUUGCAUCACUCUUCAUGAGAAGGUCGAAAAGCUGCUGACACUCUGCAGUGAGGAUGUCUAUGGUGAUUUAUUUGCUUUGUUUACAAGGGUGAGGCUUCAUUGGUUCGCCCGUAAAAAAAAAUACUGAGCUCCUUGAUGCAGCUGUGAGACGCAAAACCCAGCAACGAGU
Molecule: messenger RNA, 579 nt
Organism: Ixodes scapularis (black-legged tick)
Lineage: Eukaryota; Metazoa; Arthropoda; Arachnida; Ixodida; Ixodidae
Exons: 1
Coding region: 1-537 (178 amino acids)
Source: RefSeq, a predicted model, not a curated record